Molecule: messenger RNA, 2061 nt
Organism: Entrophospora sp. SA101
Lineage: Eukaryota; Fungi; Glomeromycota; Glomeromycetes; Entrophosporales; Entrophosporaceae
Source: the annotation of a GenBank genome assembly
AUGUCAGAUGGUAGUCAGCUUCAAUUUGUAAAUGUUAACUCAAGUGUUUAUGAUAAUUUUUUUGCACUGGUUAAAAGAGAUCUUGAUCUUGAUGUUAUUUAUCAUAAAUUAAGUAAAGAUUAUGGUAGCAAAGAAAAAAUCUUUUUAUCAUCUGUUAAUCCUAGCAAUCAUGCAACAAGAACUAAUAAUGGUGGUCUUUUAGAGAUUUUUGAUCUCGAUGAAAAAGGAAUAGCACCUAAUAAAUAUAUAAAUGCCUUAUUUGAAGAAAUGUCAAAUUUUUGGAUGGAUUUGAAACCAAAAGAUGAUGCUGCAAUAGUUAUUAAUAUAGCUUCUUGGUUGCGUCAAUUUACAUAUUUCCUUUUUAUUGGAAGUCGUGUGAAGAAAUUGGUAAACAACAAUGAUUAUUUUUAUGAAAGAAUAGAAGAUAUUGUCAGAAAAAGAAGAAAAGAAAUUGAAAAAACAUUUAAAUAUAAUGAUAAUUUUAAUGAUCCAUUAUUAUUAAGACCAAUGACUGAUAGUGGAGUUAUGUUUGAUGCUUUUGUGACUGGUACAGAUACGGUAAUUAAUGUUGGGUCAACAACAGUAGGGUCUAGUCAAAAAAGUCGUAUAGUGAUGCCAGCAAAGUGUAAUAGUAACAUUCCGCAAAGUUAUCAAGAUGAAAUAUACAAAAAAACACAACUUUUACAUUUCCCUAGUUUUCAAAACCUUCAAAUGUCAGAAACAACGUUGACAAAAGAAGAACUUCAUGAAGUACUUGAUUUAAAUAGAAAAUAUCAAGCUGAAAUUGACAAUGCCAUUUUAAAGAUUAAAGCUAAAAUCGAGAAAAACAAAGAAAUUCAACAACAAAUAAUACAUUUAAAAGAACAUAAUAACAAUUCAAAUGUUCAGAAAGAACAUAAGGAAUCAACUAUUUAUUCACCACCAUUUUUUGUUGAUUCAAAUGGAAAUACACCACCUAUGAAUGCCACUCAAGAUGGAAAAUUAAGAGAUUUCUCAUUUAUGCAAAGACAUUUUAAAUGGAACCAGGCUGAAAGAGAUUCAUUGGCCAAAGCAAUCGAAUCACAAAAUAUGAGACUAGAGGCUUUGAUUGCAAUGGGAGAGAGGAGGUCUUUUAGAGAUGUACUAAAUAUAAAUAAAAAUAAAUUAUUAUACAAUGUACAAAAUUUGGAUUGGCAGGAAAUCUCAAGACAACAUGUUGUCACUAAAAAUGCAGAAGAAUGUUUAACACAAUGGACAACACGAGAUCAUCCAUAUGUCAAUAGAAGUGAAUGGACAGCUCAAGAAAUAUCAAAUCUCUAUCAAAUUGCAAAACAAAAAAAUAAUAGAAAUUGGCAACUAAUUGCUGCUGAAUUGGGUACCAAUAGAACGGCAGCCGAAUGUUUUAAGCAAUAUAACAAACAAUUCUUAGAACCUCGAAAAUGGACACAAGAUGAAGAUGAGCUACUCGUUCGUGCUGUAGAUUUGUAUGGUGAAAAAAAUUGGCAACAAGGUAUCCAAUGUCUACAUCGUUGGACCAAAAGAUUAAAUCCUACAAUAAGACGUGGUAGAUGGACCGAACAAGAUGAUCAAGCACUAAAAAAUGCAGUUCAAAUGUACGGACCUGGUAAUUGGGUGAAAAUACAGCAAUUUGUACCAAGUAGAACCGACGUACAAUGUCGUGAACGUUGGGUGAAUGUUCUAAGCCCGGAUAUUAAAAAAGAUCCAUGGACUGCUGAAGAUGAAAAGUUAUUACAAAUAGUAAAAGAGAUUGGUUUGGGAAAAUGGGCAAGAGUAUGUAUGUGUAUGGAGGGUAGAACUGAUAACCAGAAAAAGGCUGAGGCAAAUGUAAAAAGAGAAGCUGAAAGAGCAAAUGACAGAUCUCAUCCUAUAUACCCAAUUAAUCUAGCUUCAGCUUCAACUUUAUCACAAAUUAUUAAUGAUGUUAAAUAUGCUGAUAAUAAUGAAAUUAUUGAAUUGGCUGAUAAUGAAAAAGAAAGUGCAGAAUAUCAAAUUUUACAAUCAAGAUUUCAAAUGGUAUUUGGUUUUUCAGCGCAUGCAGGUUUUUCUUCUGAUGAUUCAUAA